UAAUUUGUGUUUUAUCGAAUUAAUUUAGUUUGUACAACGUAGUCAAAGCAGUAGCAAAAUUACUCAAGCAGCAAAUUUUUACUAACAUUUCAAAGGAAACGUUUUUUUUUUUUAAUUUUUUGUGAGAAAAAUAAUCAAUUCAGUUAGUAUUUAACAUUACCGAUAAAUGAUGGAGUUGAUUUAUUGAGCGUGCAACUUAAAGUGUUAUAUCAUUUGACACACAUAUGUAUGUAUAUUUGAAACAUCAAAGCAAAAGCAACUAUAAAUCGUCAUAAUAAUGGGUAUUCCUGACAUUCGAAUGCUCAUUUCAGUGGAGUUUGAAGUGUUUGGCCACGUUCAAGGCUGCUAUUUCACAAAAUAUACAAGGGAUCUUUGCAGCAAAGCUGGAAUAAAAGGUUGGGUUAAAAAUUCCAAAAACGGAACUAUAGUAGGAAAAAUGCAAGGUCCAAAAGAAGAAGUUGAUAAAAUGAUAAAUUGGCUCUCAAAGGAAGGUUCGCCUGGCUGCCAGAUCGAGAAGUGUGUUUUACAGAACACAAUUACCAUCAAUCGGUUGGACUAUAAAGACUUUGCAAUUCGAUUUUGAUUAAUAGAAAAUCAUAUGUCUUCAACCUUAAUCUUUAAAUAAGUGGUUUUCUAUUUAUAUAGAAGUUUAAUAAAUUUAAAAAUUAAAAACGAAA
Messenger RNA from Ceratitis capitata (Mediterranean fruit fly), 677 nucleotides. Its product is annotated as acylphosphatase-2. The record is from RefSeq and is a predicted model, not a curated record. Gene Ontology annotation, molecular function: acylphosphatase activity. The coding region runs from base 278 to 583 and encodes 101 amino acids. NCBI's taxonomy places the organism in Eukaryota, Metazoa, Arthropoda, Insecta, Diptera, Tephritidae. The transcript is spliced from 3 exons.